UUCGUUCUUCAAUCGGUCUGACCCUCGGGAGCCGACCGAUAUUUCUGCCGCAAGCGAGUGGCGUAACCUCAAUAAUUGUUUAUGCCUCUUUAAUUUUUGUGAGCACACGUUCUCCACUUUCCUUCCGCUGCUACUUCCGCGAAGGUAGCGAGCAGCGAGAAAAGUGAGAGGAAGGUUGGCGUUGGGUGGGAACGGCGAUUUUAAUGGAGACGGCUAUCUGCAGUAGAAUCGCUCUCUCGCCUGGUCACGUACUGAACCCCAAAUCAGGGGAUAGGUUCUCUCUCUAUAAAGGACAUUGUGCAAACCGUGGCAUUCUUGUGGCAGUAUUGGCAGCAGGACCAGGCAAAGGAGGUGGUUUGCUGGAAAGGCCAACCAUAGAAAAAACUACUCCUGGUCGUGAAUCUGAAUUUGAUUUGAGGAAAUCUAAGAAAACUGCACCUCCAUAUCGUGUUAUAUUGCACAAUGAUAACUACAACAAACGCGAAUAUGUUGUCCAAGUUCUGAUGAAGGUUAUCCCUGGGAUGACUCUUGAUAAUGCAGUCAAUAUCAUGCAAGAGGCCCAUUAUAAUGGCCUAGCUGUUGUAAUCAUUUGUUCUCAAGCAGAUGCUGAGGAACACUGCAUGCAGCUAAGAGGCAACGGUCUUCUAAGCUCAAUUGAGCCUGCAAGUGGUGGGUGCUAACUUGCUGGUGGUAAGUCGUGUAUGGGUGAAUCCUGUACUAGGUUUGUCAGCUUAUAUGUACAUACACGAUAUGAAUAGGUAUGGUGUUCUUGAAAACUACCGUACCAAAAGAGAUGGAGCAUGUCACUGUAGGUUGUAUAUAGCAUUAAGUUGCCCGUACUUUUGGGUUGAUAUUACAGCUACUCUGUUAUGGUUGCCAUAUGAACGUAAUGAUGAUUUUAUGGCACCUC
Elaeis guineensis (African oil palm) is the source of this 910-nucleotide messenger RNA. Its product is annotated as ATP-dependent Clp protease adapter protein CLPS1, chloroplastic. Lineage: Eukaryota; Viridiplantae; Streptophyta; Magnoliopsida; Arecales; Arecaceae. The record is from RefSeq and is a predicted model, not a curated record. Gene Ontology annotation, biological process: protein catabolic process; proteolysis.